Eriocheir sinensis (Chinese mitten crab) is the source of this 2136-nucleotide messenger RNA. RefSeq lists its product as uncharacterized. NCBI's taxonomy places the organism in Eukaryota, Metazoa, Arthropoda, Malacostraca, Decapoda, Varunidae. The record is from RefSeq and is a predicted model, not a curated record. Gene Ontology annotation, cellular component: basement membrane. The transcript is spliced from 12 exons. Gene Ontology annotation, biological process: cell-matrix adhesion. Bases 456 to 1883 code for a protein of 475 amino acids.
GUGAUAGCAUUCCUCACGCGGAACCGGAGCAGCAGAGUCCCGCCAGUGUGACUGACGACUGUGUUGGUGGUCGUGGAGGUUACGCGAUCACACGGGAGAAGACUGCACACCUCAUUCCGUGGACGGUUGAUGUUUUGGUCCUACUCUCCCGUACCCGUCAGGCGUGGUCCAGCACUUGUCAACACAUUCAUUUUGACUAACCCAAGAUUCAUCAAGAUAGAUUUCGGUCUUUGGGUUACUUGAUUUCCUGUUGGCUUCCAGCCGUCGUAGUAGAUACUAUAUGGUCCCUGAAAGGCAAGAGCAAGACCAAGAUUGCCCAAUACCCAUCAAACAUAGCAUCCUCGUGUGAUUAGUGCAUGUCAUGUUCCCGCAGCAGCUCAGCGAAAGUCACUGCACGAAGGGCUGCGUCCCGAGUAAAAUCGUUCUCGUAAAAUACCAGCUCUACUGGUGUCAGCAUGAUGUCCUACCCUUUGUCGAGGUGGGUGACGCUGGUGGUGGUGGUGCAGGCGUUCCUGUUUAUACAGACAGGUUAUUCUGCCACUACAAACUCUGAUGGGGGCUUGGCCAUGCUCGAAGAGUUCCUGAUGACUGAUCCAUCCCUGUUGUGCCACUAUGUGACCUGCCAGGAGCCAGUGUCAUCAGACGCCUGCCCCGAUGGGACGUUAUACAUGGAGGGCACAUCCCAGUUUGGGUGUUGCGGCGCUUGCGUGGCCUUCAGACAGGAAGGUGAAAAAUGCACUGGCAGCAUUGACCCUUCAUAUGGUGGAGGUUACGUGAAGAACCAGCAGAAACCGACUACCUCUUUCAUGGCAUCACUUUAUAAUGUAACAGACAAUAUUGUUGACUCUUCGUGGUGCGACUACAGCUACAUGUGCUUCAAUGAUAAGUGUAUUACAGACUCAAGAGUGGAAAACUGUAAAAGCAUGUUAAACCAUUACCUAAACGAUAUCCAAGAUCCAACUCUCUACAUAUACUACAGAGAUGAUUACCGCUGGAAACCCAAAUGUACGGCCGAAGGCAAGUUUGAGCCUAAGCAGUGCCUAGGCCCAGAGUCUCAGCAGAGGUGCGUGUGUAUGGAUCCCGAUGGUAACAGAAUCUUCGGCCGUGCCUUUCCUGAACAGGAGGAGCUUUUUAAGACCAUGAACUGCAAAUGCUCCCGCCAGGCAUGGGAAAAGAAGCAAGCCGGACAGCUCUCGGUUACCCUUCACUGCUUAGAAAACGGAAACUUUGAGCCCCUUCAGUGUGAGGAUGACUGGUGCUACUGCAUUGACCCGGACACUGGCAUACCCUAUGGUUCACGGCUAUCCGAAAAAGCCAUGCAUUUGCUACCCUGCUACAACAAGACACUGAUAGGCGAGCAGUACCUCCGGCGAUGUGAGAGUGAGUACCAUGCCCACGCUAAGGUGAUAGAGGCCCUGGAUGAGACUGGUGUGAAUGGACCCCAGACCUUCGCGAAUUGUGACCAAGACGGCUCCUAUGAGAGCAGACAGUGUAACCAAGAAUUGUGCAAUUGCAAAGACAAAUAUAACUCGGCUACCCUCUGCUUCUCACUAGAAAAGGACUGCCAGUGUGCCCGGGACAAAAAGUACUACAUGGACACAAACAGUAAAAUGACGGUCAAGUGUGAAGUAAACACAGGCUCCUAUGAAGAGGUGCAGGAUCAAACAGCAUACAAGUACUGCGUUGAUGAGGAUGGGAUUCGCUCUGGUCCGCUGGUCAAGAAAUCUAAGGACUACACUCUAAUCUGUGACGAGGCAUAUCUGUGCCAAAAAAAUGGAGCCAAUACCGCGGAUAGACAUUGCGACAAGGUGUGCACUUUUAAUGUCAUGUAUGACUGUCCUCUAGAGGCAUACCCGCUGGCCGCUAGUUCCCCAGUAGAGUAACAUUUAAUAUCAUAUAGGGGGGGAAGAGAGAGAGAGAGAGAGAGAGAGAGAGAGAGAGAGAGAGAGAGAGAGAGAGAGAGAGAGAGAGAGAGAGAGAGAGAGAGAGAGAGAGAGAGAAAAAUGGGAGCCCAUCCUCUGAUGUGACUAUACUUUUUGCCAAUUCCAACAAUUUCUUAUAAUAUUUAUUAUCUUCUAUAUAUAAUCCAAACCUUUAUUGUUAAUUUGCAAUAAAAAAAUUAAUGUCAAUAUCUAA